AUGUUAGUUGGCGGUCAUGGUGAUUCUAAUCCUAAUACAUCAUGGUUAAAGAGUAGAGGAAUGUGGUUUAGCUAUACAAUUGGGAUGCUUGUUCUCCACUUAAUUAUACUCUCUGUACCAUUACUUACUGUACCUUUAGCUUGGACUAUAACAAAUUUAAUCCAUAAUUUGAUCCAUUUUGUAUUUCUUCACAUUAUAAAGGGGGCUCCUUGGAUACCACAAGAUCAAGGUGAAUCGAGAAGACUUACCCAUUGGGAACAAAUCGAUAAUGGAAGACAGUUUACAAAAACCAGAAAGUUUUUGAUGGCCACGCCAAUAAUAAUGUUCUUCCUUACAUGCUUUUACACAAAAAAUGAUCCAAAUCAUUUUGCUGUGAACUUCGUUAGUCUGGUGUUUGUUACACUUCCUAAACUUCCUCAGUUCCAUGAAGUUAGGUUAUUUGGGUUAAAUAAAUAUUGA
This is a messenger RNA of Nezara viridula (southern green stink bug), 459 nucleotides long. The record is from the annotation of a GenBank genome assembly. Lineage: Eukaryota; Metazoa; Arthropoda; Insecta; Hemiptera; Pentatomidae.